Cheilinus undulatus (humphead wrasse) is the source of this 2266-nucleotide messenger RNA. Its product is annotated as chitin-binding domain protein cbd-1-like. Lineage: Eukaryota; Metazoa; Chordata; Actinopteri; Labriformes; Labridae. Bases 620 to 1606 code for a protein of 328 amino acids. The transcript has 6 exons. Gene Ontology annotation, molecular function: chitin binding. The record is from RefSeq and is a predicted model, not a curated record. Gene Ontology annotation, cellular component: extracellular region.
GUCCGACUGGACUGUGGGGAUGGCAGGGCUGGAGUAAAUAAACUUAUGUUUCUGUGCUCUGUGGAUAUAACGAGGACGACGCAGAAGGCCAAGGGAUUUAAUGUCUGUAAGACAGGUUGUAGUGGAGAAAGAAAUGAGGUUGAGAAGCUGCUGGGGCGACUAUUUGAGGAGAACCAUGUUAGCUGCGCAGGGAAGCAGUGGGAGCAGGCUGCUGCUAGCUAGCUAGCCGCUAGCCCACAGAGGCUAACAGCUGAACGGCGGCUACAAGCUAACAGCUAAACCGGCGUCUAGCCGGGAAAUCCUGAUGGGAGAUUCACAGGUGGUCAAGAGAGAAUGCUCAAGAUUCGAAGGGGAAAAGCACAGUCAGAGCUCCAGUGGGACACUUGCUAAGACAGGGGGCUAGAGGUUAGCCGGAGGACGCUAACAGCUGUGAGGCGACCCCUUUAAAUCUGCACUCAGACAUCCAGCAGUCAUCCACCAGUCCCAGAGGAGACGAGCUGCUUCUUCUUCUAACAGCAUCAUCUUUACCCCUUUAAAUCUGCACUCAGACAUCUAGCAGUCAUCCACCAGUCCCAGAGGAGACGAGUUUCUUCUUCUUACAGCAUCAUCUUUUGACAACAUGUGGAAACCAACUCUUACUGCAGGUCUCUGCUUGAUCCUUGCCAGCUUGGAUUUGUCGGGUCUUAUUCCAGCUGUAACAGCAAGAGCUCUGAGAAGAAACACACACUGUGAUGACAACCAAGACUUCUGUGUUGGAAUGACAGACGGGAAUUAUGCCAACCUGAUGAAGCCAGAGUGCUUUUACCAGUGUGUUGGUGGACUCACCUACAGCCAACUAUGUCAACAAGGUCUGGUUUAUGUAAAACUCUCAAAUAGAUGUGAUUAUAACACUUCAGUACCCACCCCAACAGCCACUAACACAACAUCCAAAACUGCUCUGACCACCCCUACUUGUGAUGUAGACCCUAAAUUCUGUGAAGGAAAGAGAGAUGGGAAUUAUGUGAACCCCAAGAGCCCAGAAUGCUUUUACCAGUGUGUUGGUGGACUCACCUACAGCCAAUUAUGUCAACAAGGUCUGGUUUAUGUAAAACACUCAGAUAGAUGUGAUUAUAACACUUCAGUACCCACCCCAACAGCCACUAACACAACAUCCAAAACUGCUCUGACCACCCCUACUUGUGAUGUAGACCCUCAUUUUUGUGAUGAAAAGAGCAAUGGGAAUUAUGUGAACCCCACAACCCCAGAAUGCUUUUACCAGUGUGUUGGUGGACUCACCUACAGCCAAUUAUGUCAACAAGGUCUGGUUUAUGUAAAACACUCAGAUAGAUGUGAUUAUAACACUUCAGUACCCACCCCAACAGCCACUAACACAACAUCCAAAACUGCUCUGACCACCCCUACUUAUGAUGUAGACCCUCAUUUUUGUGAUGAAAAGAGCAAUGGGAAUUAUGUGAACCCCAAGAGCCCCGAAUGCUUUUACCAGUGUGUUGGUGGAAUCACCUACAACCAACCAUGUCCACAAGGUUUGGUUUAUGUAAAACACUCAGAUAGUUGUGAAUAUCCCACUACAUCUACUACUACAACAACCACUACGACAACAGGCUGAAACAUAGUCAGUAAGUUAGCCAUAAUUUUUGGACUUUAAGUAAUAAAUUUCAAGUACAUUUCCAUGUAUUUUUAUCACAUUAGUUUAAGGUGAAAUAGUACAUUGAAGUAAUGCUUAAAACCUUGGUGAGAGAGAUUGAAAUAAUUAAGUAACUUGGGUCACAUUUUGUUGAAUCAGAGUUAUGCAAACUUGUGCAUAAAGGUUGUGUUAAUUUAAUUACUAAAUAUAAACUUAAGUUGACCUUUCACAUAAACUUUAUUUGUUAGUAUAAAUACACAUUGAAGAAGUUCCACCAUCCCUGAGUGGGAUGCAAACCAGGAAUCUUCUUGGUAUUAGGCACUGCACAAACCUCAACGUCAGCAUGUAAUACAUAUAUCAUCAUUUGUUUGUAACUGUCUGAUAUGACUUUAAUGCUGUCUAUCCUGGCCAGGACACUCAUGAAAAGGAGAUUUUUAAUCUCAAUGAGUUUUUCUCCUGGUUAAAUAUUUGAUUAAAAAAUUCUCUCAAAUUCUUUUAAUUGAUUUUAUGCAAAGCAUAUUCACAGUGGGUUUAGUAAUUAUUAUUUAAUAACAUUUGAACUGAUGAAAUUUAGUUACACUUUACUCAAAAAAAAAAGGUGCAUUGACAGUACUGAACAAAUUUAUUAGACCACCUGUCAUA